Molecule: messenger RNA, 3398 nt
Organism: Pelmatolapia mariae (spotted tilapia)
Lineage: Eukaryota; Metazoa; Chordata; Actinopteri; Cichliformes; Cichlidae
Product: sphingomyelin synthase-related protein 1-like
Exons: 6
Coding region: 119-1408 (429 amino acids)
Biological process (GO): ceramide biosynthetic process
Cellular component (GO): Golgi membrane; endoplasmic reticulum membrane; plasma membrane
Molecular function (GO): protein binding; ceramide cholinephosphotransferase activity; sphingomyelin synthase activity
Source: RefSeq, a predicted model, not a curated record
UUUGCUGUUGCUUAGUAGUCCGAAGCAUGUUGGCUGUGAAGUACUCCUAUGAGCGGUGGAGUAAACAGACGGCUCAUCCGCACCUUGUGGCAGCGCAGUGACAGUGGAUGUUUGCAGCAUGGCACUGUCGGAAGAUGAUGUGAGUGCCUGGAGCUGUAAGCAGGUGGCCCAGUGGCUAAAGGAAGAAGGUUUUGGGCAGUACGUGGAGCUAUUGUGCACGCAGCACCGCCUGGAUGGCCUCAGUCUGCUGGCUCUGACUGAGGCCGACCUGAGGGGUCCUCCUCUGGGCCUCACGGUGCUGGGAGACAUCAAAAGGCUGACCAUAGCCCUCCGCCGGCUCCAGAGAAAAAACCAGGCCCAGCUGGAGGAGCUGGGCCUCGCACCUUCGGACAGUCUUCCCGCCGGGCUCUCCGCAGGCACUGCUGGGGUCAAGUGGAGCUGCGACGGAGCUGACGGGUGUAAUGGAGGUGAUCGCUUGUGUAACGGGACUGAGCUGCGGUCAAGGAACAGCAAUAGAUCUGGAUACAGCUCAGGAGAGGUGCUGUGUCACACACACUCCAACGGGAGGUGUAGGCAGCACUUAGCUGGUAGAUUGGACCCAGAGGUUUGGAAAACAGUCAUCAGUUCCUUAUAUGUUUUUCUUGUUUUUGGAUUCACAUCUUUUGUCAUGGUCAUCGUACAUGAGCGCGUCCCUGACAUGAGGACAUACCCACCGCUGCCUGAUAUAUUCCUGGACAGUGUACCCAGAAUUCCUUGGGCUUUUGCCAUGGCUGAAGCUUGUGGUCUCAUCUUAUGUUACAUGUUUCUGUUGAUCCUGCUCCUUCACAAACACAGGUCCAUCCUCUUCAGACGGCUGUGUUCUUUAAUGGGAACGGUGUUUUUGCUUCGUUGCUGCACCAUGUUUGCCACCUCGCUUUCUGUGCCAGGGCAGCACCUGAAGUGUGCCAGCAAGACAUAUGGUGACACCUGGGGAAAGAUACAGAGGGCUCUAACAAUCUGGAGUGGAUUUGGGAUGACUCUGACAGGCGUGCAAACCUGUGGAGACUACAUGUUCAGUGGGCACACUGUUGUCAUCACGAUGCUCAACUUCUUUGUGACUGAAUAUACCCCACGAACAUGGAAUCUGAUUCACACCAUAUCUUGGGUGUUAAACCUGUUUGGGAUUUUCUUCAUCCUGGCUGCUCACGAGCACUACUCCAUCGACGUGUUCAUCGCCUUCUACAUCACCACCCGCCUCUUCCUCUACUAUCACACCUUAGCUAACACCCGUGCCUACCAGCAUAGCCGAAGGGCACGCAUUUGGUUCCCCAUGUUCUCCUUUUUUGAGUGCAACGUGAAUGGACCCGUCCCCAACCAGUAUCACUGGCCCUUCAGUAAACCGGCCUUCAUGAAAACUCUGAUUGGAUAAAGUUGAAGUUACAGCAGUGGCAACAUGCAUGGGACUAUAAUGUGAAUGCCUUAGUGAAAAAACUUGAUAAUUUAUUAUAUAAAAAAACUUAAAAACAUGUUCUCUUUGACUAAUUUCUCUGAUAAAAGUGGCAGUUGUGGAAUGAUACUUUCUUAUAUGUUAGCUUAGCUGUCAAUAUAGAAGUUAGCUAACUUCUAUGUUGACAUUUAGCUAAGCUUAGCACAUGGACUGGAAACCGGGGUAUAGUUGACCAGGGUCUGUUUAAAGGUACCUUACCAGCACAUUUGAAAUGAUAAACUCUUUUAUAAACAUCAAGUUUUAGUAAUACUGAUGUUUUGAUAUUUGUUGUUAGGAUUUUUUUUUAAACUUUGGAUAAACGUCGUUGGUUGUUUCUGGUCUUUACGCUAAGCUAACCUAAGCUAAGCUACGCUGUCUGGCUGCUAACUAUAGAGGUUUCUCACAGGACAAUAGAUUUCUCACCAUGUUGGACAUGAUGCAACCACCAGUUGCAAAGAAAAAAUGCAUUCACCAACUGAUUGGCGAGUGGUUGCUGGGUGUCAUUAGGUGAAGUUUGUCACAAUGAGGGUUUUGCACCGAAAACCUUGUGAUUGCCGUGGUUGCAAGCAGAUCAUUGUAAACGUCUGUAAUUAGCAUGGAAGAUACCAACUUAAGUGGAAAUGCUCUCUUACUAACUACUGAGUGGUAGUGAAACUUGGAAAAGUGUAGCGCAAACCAGAAAUGGAGAUUGUCUCCAAAAUAAAAGUUGUUUCUCACAGUUUACAAUGUUAUUUUUAAAACUCAACUUCUGCUUCCACUUUAAAGUCAAAUGGUCUCUGUUUGUUGGACUUCUCACAGUUUCACUACUUUUUGGAGUUGGUGAGUGAUUGCAGACAAGUUGCUGUCUUCCAUGCUAACUAUGGGGAAUCAAAAUAAUCUCAGAGGUUUUCGCCAACCAGUACGGGACUACACGUUUUUCACGUUUUUCCCUAGUAACUGGUGGGGGGUGGGUCACUGAAUGUUCUCUACACCUGUGAGAGUGGGGCCUUAUUUACUUUUGUCACAUGUCCAAAAUGGCAAAUGUUAACAUCACGUGGUUAGCAGUCACAUGACUCCAAAAAGUCAAUAGUUUCAUAUGUACAUUAUAUCAGACGCUGAAUACGUGUUUGUCUCAAAAUAUUGAGCAGUACCUUUAAAUGUAAUUGCACACUGCCAAAGGAAAAGAAUGAGAUUUAUUUGUUGGCUAAGCGUUCCAGGUACAUUUAAUUUCUUUGAAGAUUUGCCUUGAAAUGAUCACUUUUGUCAUUCUUAGCUUCUGCUUUGGGGUUGUUUACUGUUUGGUGGUGGUUUGGGUUUUUGGUGGUACUUGAUAAUUACAGCAGGAAUCUAAUGAGAUAGCUGUGGAUUGAUACUGUAGUUGUGCCUCUUCGGGAGUUGAGGUGGUGAUGCCUCAGAGCUCAGGCUUUGCUGCAAACAUAUCUGACACCUGUUGGAUAGCUGCUACCAAAGAAGCACUCGUUUCUUUAGAUGUGCAAAAAAAAAAUCCUCUGCACUAACAUAAAAAAUGUCUUUUAUUUCACUUGCACUAAGAUGAACUCACCACUGACAUAGAGCUCCCUAUAUUCAGAGUUAAACUCAAUAAAGUAUGUGAAUAUUAAUUGCAAAAAAUGUAUAUUUUGCACAUUAAACCUUAUAUGUGUAAUUGUUUCUUUAUCCCAGUUUGAUACUCUGUCAUGGUUUUCUACGAUUUUUUUUUUUUUUUUUUUACUGAUUGUUAAGUGGUGACUGUAGAAAUAUGGAGAUAUCAUCUGUUGCCUAUAAAGCUUUAAAAGCAGUUUGUUUUUGUUUUGUUUUUUAAGCAAAGGUUCAAAAGUGCAGUGUUUACUCUGGCAGGUCUGAUCCAAACUUUAUCUCUUUAACUGUUUACAAAGUGUAUCGUUUAUCGAUGCAAGUAAUCCAUCUCUGCCUUUUGGCUCAGGAAUAAAAGUUGCUA